Prorocentrum cordatum is the source of this 1444-nucleotide messenger RNA. The record is from the annotation of a GenBank genome assembly. Lineage: Eukaryota; Dinophyceae; Prorocentrales; Prorocentraceae.
GUCAAAUCCCAAGAGGCUUCCAGAGACUCCGUAGCCAUAUUGGCUCAAGCCACUUGGGCACAGGCGGUUUUGGCUUGAGAUUCUUUGGUAGGCCGCCAGGGUGUGCGUUCGCCUUGCCAGCCUAUCGCUCCUCGCGCGAGUGGGUCCAGGAUGCGCAUGGCCAACGUGGCUGGUGUGACAGGCGCAGGUCCAGGAGGCGUCGGUGGCGUCGUGGCCACUCCCACUGUGCCGGCUGCCUGCAGAGUUUCUGUGGCAAUCGGUGUCGGUGCCAAUGUCGCGAUCUAUACCUACAUUUUGAUGGUCAAGCCCUGGCUUGAAACGACAGGUGUGCUCUGCCCGCGCCAUUAUUUGGCUGAGUUAUCGGACUGGGUGAUGGUCGCGCUUGUCGCGGCCGUCUCGUUCGGGAUCGCGGGACAUGCAAGCCGACGUUGGCGCUUGCAAUGCUUCAUUCGUAGGUUGAUUGCUGCCGCGGUCAUCCUGUCAGUAGCGAGGGUGGCCACGGUGAUGGCCUUCCAAGGGACUUGUGCAAUUCCUGAGAUGGCCUGGUGCUGCAUUUUCAUCUCCAUCGGCUUGAACAUUCAUCUGGUGGCCCAUGAUGUGACCGAGACGGGAGAGGACGAUCUGGAGGUGGCCAAAUCGGAGGUGGCCAAGGUUUUGGGUGGUCUCACCGCCUCCACGUGGUCGGAUGAAGGCGCGGACGGCAACUUAGAGUCCGGGAAUCCCGUUGCUUGCUCAAUAUGUUUGUGCGACUUGGAGCCUGGGGACAGCGUGAAAACCACUCCGUGUAACCAUUCAUUCCAUGAGGGAUGCUUACAGAGUUGGCUGCUCUCUUCAAUGUGCAGGUGGAAGGCACAGUCCUGUGCUGUGUGCCGACGAGAUCUACGCUGCAUUAGUUGACUUGCGGACUCUGAGCGACCUUCAUUCGGCGAUGUCAGCUAAGCCCUUGUUACCAUUUUGCCAGCUUGUACGGCUGAGCUUUCGAGCGUGCCAGCUUCCACGUACGAGCGUGUACGAAUGAGCUUGCACGAAUGAGCUUGCGAGCUUGCGUGCCAGUCCUUCCUGCCUUGGGUUAUCCGAGUGCCGGUUCUCUAAUUCGUGUUUUUGCGUUCGGCCUCUCUCCGAAGCGUUUUUUUCUGUGAUAGUGUAUUGUGUAUGCGCCCGAUGGCACUCCUAAUCAGGGCGCCAACACUCGACGAGGGGGGAGUACCCACAUUGCAUGCAAGUUCGCACACCACCGAUACCCCAAAUUCGUGCCAUCUUAUGCCGUUCGAUCGAGUGUUUGACGCGAUUGGGAGUGCAGGAGUCCGAGAACGUAGUCUGCUUUCCGGGCGGCACCCGCCCGCCCGUCGGACACGCGUAGCUGGUGCUUAGCAGGUCUGAACCGCUGGUGAUCACCACCCACCAAACCACCCCAACCCAACCCGAAGGCUCAGAUUUACCCUCG